Dreissena polymorpha is the source of this 1390-nucleotide messenger RNA. RefSeq lists its product as uncharacterized. The coding region runs from base 391 to 1077 and encodes 228 amino acids. The transcript is spliced from 2 exons. NCBI's taxonomy places the organism in Eukaryota, Metazoa, Mollusca, Bivalvia, Myida, Dreissenidae. The record is from RefSeq and is a predicted model, not a curated record.
AUGAAGUAAACCAUUAUCGUAAAUCUUUAUGAAUAAGUUCACAGGUGUCAGUGAACACGCAUUCAUUAGUCUUCAGUGACAUUAUGACAUGGUUGAAGUAUUGUUUAUAAAAUGUUAUUUUACGUUUUUGUUACACUAACCUAAAACUUCGUUUCAAUUUGUGGAAACUGUUUUUCUUCUAAUUGAUUUAGAUAUGUACAGGUGUAUUUGUUUUUGACUGCAUGAUGGACAUGUUAGCUGGCAUUUAAGAGAGAAUAACGCGGAAUAUUAUCUUUAAUCUGAAAUAGUGUAGUAUACCUAAUUUUAUUUACAUUAUAUUUUAAACUUUUAAAAGUCUUCAAUGUUAUUUCUGUCUGUGAUAUUAAUGGAAAAACAAAAGUUUGUAUCACAAUGCCAACGCUAUUAAAACGUGAAAAGACAUGGGAAUGGGAUAUUGGAAAUAGAAAGACCGUGGAGGACCCCAAGUACAAGAGCUGUCAACGGUGGCUCAAGGGCCAGUUUAGUGCUUACGAGUUCACCAACGACGCCAGGUUCGAGUCUUUUAGAGCCUAUCCGAGGAAGAGACAAAUUUUCAAAAAGCAUCGUGAUUACGCUCUGGAUUAUGAAAAGAAAACAAAGUUGUAUCGCAGCUAUCAGCGCUGGUAUUGCACUGAAAUUAAUCGUCAGAUUCACUGUGUGGAAGCCAGGUUUUCCAAACUAAUACACGACACACUAAAAUCCAAUCAGCACGUAUCUCGGGGUUUGCAGUACAGCUACAAUAAAUGGAAGUCCAUCCACUCCUUGCCAAUGGCCGAGUCCCAUGCUGGACCUCAAGUCGCUGCCCCAGUGCUUACUAAGCACCAGGACAAUCUGGAGGACGAAGAGCUGCCCAACAUUCCUCAAGAUGCCAAUGACGAGUCCAGGCAACGGCGCAGACACAGCCUCCGGAGUGCCAGCGUCGAUAACAUACCGCACGUAGAAACAGCGACGGCCCUUCGACAACCCUAUGUGUUUAAUGACAUGAAAGUGAAGUCAGUUUCUAAUUUGACACACAGCGAGAUUCGGAACAUUACGCGCACGAGAGGCAAUUGUGUCUGAGCGAUAUGUGGCAGGCUAGAUACAAUGUUGGUUGUUUGUAACGUCACAUACUAGGAUAAUAUUGCUAAAUGUGCUUGCCCGUGGAAUCUGAAUGCUUGUUUCUUAUAAAAAUUAAUAAUUAACGGCUGAUUAUAAAAAAACAAGUAUAUUAAUAAGUGCAUAAUUAUACUUAAAUGUACGCCAAUGAUCCCUGUUUUUUUAUGUUCAAUUUUAUGGCCAACUUCUUUUGUGAAAUACACAUGUAUGUUAACGUGUUCUUUUUUAUUUUGAAAUGACAUAAUACAUGUAUAUAAAAAUAAAAAAUAAUAUUUAA